AUGAAUGAGCACAAAGAAGUCAUUAGGAAAUAAAUUGGAGAUUAUUGUUUUGAUAUGAAUGAUAUUAUUGGAGAAGGCUAUUCAUCCAAAGUCUAUAAGGGGAUUCACAUGGUUACUCAAUAAGUUGUUGCAAUAAAGGUCAUUUCCUUAGAAAAUUACAACUCACCAAUAUAGAAAUCUCUUCUUUAAAAUGAAAUCAAAAUUCUGCUGCAAAUCGACAAUCCCAAUCUACUAAGAGUGUAUGAAAUAAGUAGAAGUGCCAAUAACACCUAUAUUGUGAGUGAAUAUUGUGAAGGUGGUAAUUUAGAAGUUUUACUGAAACAGGAACCAAUCAAAAUAAAUAAGGCUAUUGACAUUCUCACAUAAAUUUGUAAAGGCUUGUUAGACUUACACAAAAAAAAUAUCAUACACAGAGACAUUAAACCUGCAAAUGUAUUAAUAUAAGAUGGCAUUUUUAAACUUGUUGAUUUUGGCUUCGCUCUAAUUGAAAAUUAAUACGAUAGCAUAAUCAAACGAUACAAUGUUGGAACUCCUAUGUACAUGGCCCCUGAAAGUUAAUUGUUCAACCAAUAUUCAGAAAAAAGUGAUGUAUGGGCUUUAGGGGUUAUGCUCUAUGAGAUGCUAUAUCAGACAGCUCCAAAAUUUAAGUUGAAGGAGAUGACUUUUUUAUAAGAAAUACAAUAAAAGUGCUAAACUAUCGAUAUCAAAUAUUAAAAUCUAAUUCUUAAACUAUUUGAAGGUAUGCUAUAAUUGGCCUCUGAAGAUAGGAUAACAAUCUAGUAGAUUCUCUCAAUAAUACAAGAGAAUCAAUUAUCUUAAUUAUCUGCUUAAAAAACGAGUUCACAAUUAAUUAAACUUUCCUAAAAGUCAGUUUCUACAUCAAUUAAUUCUCCACUUUAAUUUAAAAGUGCAAAAACCCCAAAUGAAAUAAGGAAAAAAUACGUCUAAAAACUCUUAUCAAAUAAUAAGCCCCUAUCUUUCGAUGAUUAAAAGUUAGCCAAUUGUCUUAGGGUGAAAACUUAAAAGGAAUAAUAGGAAAUUGAAAUCACUUAGUUUACAUCUGACGAUGAGUAUCCAGGUAGGAAUCUCAAAACUAGUUUGAAUCAACCAGCAUCUAAAUAUAGCCAUAAAAAAAGCGACUCGGAUAUCAAUAUUGAAUUGAUUGGCUAAAUUAGUACUGAUUGUUCGAUUCAGAAAUCUCCAAAGUAACAAAAUCUCUUGAAAUAAGUUAAUUAGGAUGUUGAUAUACCAUUAAUAUUGACACCUACAUACAAAUUUUGUGAAUUUGUAGAAUAGGCCAUAUUGAACUUUCCUAAUUAGGAUAAUGAUCUAAUGUCGAAGUUUCAAUUUCUAUUAAGAAAGCUAUUGGCCAUCAAAGCCAAAGUAUUCUAUACUUUUGCCCCAAUAAAAAUUAAAUCAUAAUUGGAUAAUUGGAUAAAUCAACUUCAAGACUAUUACAAGAAGAUCUAACAUCAAAUCAAUUUGAAUUUAGAUAAGACUUUUUAAAUAUUUUUUAAUCCUAAUCUAGAAGAUUAAGGCAAGCUCUUAACGAUGUAUAUCAUGAAUUUGGCCAAUUAAAUGAACAGUUAAUCAAAAGAAAUACAAAUUAUAAUUGGAAUUUUGGAAGAAAAUUUGUAACAUCAGAAUGAUCCCUUCUUAUUUGCAAGAAAAUGGAUGUUCCAGAAAUCAUGA
Molecule: messenger RNA, 1692 nt
Organism: Paramecium tetraurelia
Lineage: Eukaryota; Ciliophora; Oligohymenophorea; Peniculida; Parameciidae
Exons: 2
Biological process (GO): protein autophosphorylation; autophagosome organization; autophagy
Cellular component (GO): cytoplasm; autophagosome
Molecular function (GO): protein serine/threonine kinase activity; ATP binding
Source: RefSeq, a predicted model, not a curated record